GAGGCAAAGAGCAGGCAUGAGCAUGGCCUGUGCCCAGCAAGCCCCGGUGGUUGUUCACUGCAUGUGAAUAACCCAACCUGGUAGCUCCAAGCUGGCUUUCCUGCAGCAUCAUUUUCUGUCCUGCACCCAGCACAGAAUUUUUAUUGCUCUGUGUGUCUGGUUAUGAGUUUUUAUUGAUGAGUCUGGUUUUAUUGCUGUGUGUGAGUCUGGUUAUGAGACCCCGGUUGAGGGGCUGAGGCUUUAAGUGCUACGGACUCUCCUUGCUUUGUGCAGCCUCCUCCAUGCCAUGCUGCUGAGCUUUGGGCAGACCUUGCUAGCCCUUAGUGCACUCUUCCCUGCCAGGUCACUGCUGGACAGUCGUUCUUGGGCUUCUUUGCUGCUUUGAUGGCCCAGACACCAUGACUCGGCUUCAUAGCACUACAUUAACCUGCAAAGGGAAGAGGGAGAUUCCACAGAUCCUGAUUUUCUAGGCCUCUGAUGGCCUCUUCUCCUGUGCAAGCCCAUGCCUUUGGGCCAGAUGAAAUGGCUACAGGUGGUGCCAUCUGCCGGGAGGGCACUUGGAAGUGCCUCCUGCAGGAGGAGUGCACCUCUGCUCUCUCCUGGCUCCAUCCCUCACACUUGCAUGGUAACAAAGUCGUGUACUUGCUCUCUGGGUUAUGACACCAUUUGGCUGGGAAAGGCUGUGGGGAUGCUGCAGAACAUGAGUCUACCUUACAAUGAGACUGACAAACAGGAAAAGUGGUCAGAAAAAGCGCAGAGCAACUCAGUGACAUCACAGUCCUGCAUGUAGGCAGGUACCAGUGACUGUGCAGCUGCAGGAUAGGGAACUAAUGACGUGGCAGCACUUCUGCAAACCAGAACCUGUGGGACAGAGAAGAUCACAAGCCAAACAUGUGUUAACAGCUCAGAGCAGUGUGACAAAAGGCAAAUAGCAGCCUGACAUACGCAAGCAGGUUUCUAUGGGAGACCGUGGUCUAUGGAACAGAGAAAACUUCUCUUUCAAUGGCUGAAACACCGGGGGCUGAACUGCUACAUGUACGCGCCCAAGGAUGAGCUGAAGCACCGACUGCUCUGGCGAGAGCCCUACACAGAGCAUGAGGCAGCCCGCAUGCGGUCUCUCAUCGAAGCUGCCCAAGAACAGGGUGUGGAGUUUGUUUUCGCCAUUUCUGCCGGCCAGGACAUGGUGUUUUCGAGUGCCGGGGAUCGGCUCCUGCUGCAGCAAAAACUCAGGCAGGUGGCUGCCAUGGGGUGCCACUCCUUCGCGCUGCUCUUCGAUGACAUCGACCCCUGCAUGUGCCAAGCCGACAGAGACGUCUUCCCCUCCCUGGCGCAGGCUCAGGCGUCUGUGGCCAACGAGGUGUACCGGGAGCUGGGCCAACCCUCCGUCUUCCUCUUCUGCCCUACAGAGUACUGCAGCUCUCUCUGCUCUCCCAGCCCCACCAAGUCCUGCUACUUGCUGACCCUCGGCCAGGAGCUGCUCCCAGGGAUCGGUGUCAUCUGGACAGGCCCAAAGGUGGUGUCACAGGAGCUCUCAGCCACACUGCUGGAGGAGGUGGAGGGUGUCCUGCGGCGCCGCCCUGUCAUCUGGGACAACCUGUAUGCCAACGACUAUGACUGCCGACGCGUCUUCCUGGGCCCCUACACAGGACGUGCCCCUGGCCUCAUGCCCAGGCUCCGUGGGCUGCUCCUCAACCCCAACUGCGAACUCCAGGCCAACUUCAUCCCCAUACACACACUGGGCAGCUGGUUUCAGAGCGAGCUGAGGAGCUGUGCCCACACUGAUCACGCAGGGAUGGAGAGUGCCGCAGCCCUGGGGGACAGCCAAGGCAUGCAGGAGGGGAGCUACAGCCCCCAGGAGGCCUUGGAGCUGGCACUGCUUGACUGGGUGGCUGAGAUAAACCGUCAGGCUUUGGAGCCCGGAGGAAGGACCCCAGGACACCCCAGCGUCAGCCUCAAGGGAGGAACAAGGCUGCAGCCCGGCACAGCAGGAGGACAGGAGAUUGUGCCCGACCCCAAGCCCCACAACUCUGUUCCCAGUGAGGCAGACCAGCAUGGCCCUGAGCCCUGCAGCAUGGCACCAGGGGAGGCAAGGAGGAAGGUGACCUCGGAGCCCAAGAAGGGCAGUGGGAGCAGGACCUCUGGUGGUGGUCGGCAAAGCCCCACAGGGGAGGAGGACCAGCUCACCAUGGGGAGUGGAGAGAGCUGUGAGUCCUCCUCUGCUCUGCCCAGCCCAGCUGGGAGUGCCCAGUCCACAGGAACCCAAGUGGCUACCGAGACUCCCCACAGCCCAGACCCCACAAUGUGCUGCAGCAAUGGGGCGAACACCAGCCAGAACCUUCCCCUACCCAUGCCAGGGGAUGCCAUGACAGGGAGUGACAGCCUCCCCCAGCCCCCCAGCGGCACCCAGCCUGAGGCCAGCAGGGCUGACAUGCCCCAGACACCCCCAGGGACUGGGGCUGGUGCCAGCCCUGGCCACCCAGCACCACUCACUGAUGGGGCUGGCGCCAGCCCUGGGCCCAUGGCUCUGCUCACUGAUGGGGCUGGCGCCAGCCCUGGCCCCUCUGCACUGCUCACCGAUGAGGUUGGUGCUAGCCCUGGUCCCACGGCACCAUUGACCCCAGAGGAGGCUGGGUCCAGCCCCACAGCACCGGUGACCCUAGAGGAGGCUGGGUCUGGCCCCAUGGUACCACUGACCCCCAAGGAGGCCAGGACCAGCCCCACAGCGCCGGUGACCCCAGAGGAGGCCAGGUCCAGCCCCACAGCUCCAGUGACCCCAGAGGAGGCCAGGUCCAGCCCCACAGCUCCAGUGACCCCAGAGGAGGCUGGGUCCAGCCCCACAGCACUGGUGACCCUAGAGGAGGCUGGGUCUGGCCCCAUGGUACCACUGACCCCCAAGGAGGCCAGGACCAGCCCCACAGCACCGGUGACCCCAGAGGAGGCCAGGUCCAGCCCCACAGCUCCAGUGACCUCAGAGGAGGCCAGGUCCAGCCCCACAGCUCCAGUGACCCCAGAGGAGGCCAGGCCCAUCCCCAUGGCACCACUGAGCCCAGAGGAGGCUGGGUCCAUCCCUACGGCACUGAUGGCCAUCAAGGAGGCCAGGUCCGACACCACAGCACAGCUGACUCUGGAGGAGGUGCGGAUGCUGGUGGAGCUGUUCUACCUGCCCUACCAUCAUGGGCCACAGGCACAGCAUCUCCUGGAGCACUUCCGGUGGCUCCGGGCAAACAGCCUCAGCGUGGGCAUCCCAGCCACGGCACCCGAUGCCUGUGAGGGCACGCGGUGGCGCAGCCGAGCCCAGUCCUUCCAGCUGCUCUGCGCUCAGACAUGCCGCCUGCACAGCCGCUUCGUCAGCAGUGCCGGACGGGCGCUGCUCUACGACCUCCACCCUUACCUCUGGGACAUCCGCAACAUGCUGCUGGCCGCCAGUGCCUUCGUCCGCUGGCUGGAUGGCCAUCUCCUCUGCGACCCUGACCCCAAGGGCACCUGGGGAAGCUGCUUUGGCUGGUGCCAGAGCAUCACUGCCCCGAUGCUGCUGGGGGGAGAUGCUGAGCCCUGGGCGCGUCGGGGGGGCCUCUUUGGAGAGCUGCAGGCACUGCUGCCUGUGGGGAACAGCUGUGAUCUCUUCUACCACCCACCUCCGCUCUUUCCGUCCAGCCAGCUGUACCUCCUGCGCCCACUGCUGCCUCUGGACAAGGGAGAGCUUUACCGAAUGUGCCAGGAGAGUUUGGACUGUGACCCCAAAGUUGCAGAGAUCCUUGCAGCCCACCCUGAUCUCCUCGGUGACAGGCUGCUGGGCAGCUUCCUGAGCCUGAGCCCCGAGUACACGUUUGUGCUGGAGGAUGAGGGUGGUCCGUGCGGCUACGCAGCCGGAGCACUCUGCGCUGAAGGCUUCCUGCAACAGCGAGACAGCAGCUGGCUGCCGGCCAUACGGCACAAGUACCCCCGAGACCUGGGCGCAGGUGCCUCAGCUCUGGGACAGGAUGCCCUGGAGGAAGCACUGCUCUUCUUCCACGCAGAGCCACCGGCUGUGCCCCUGCCUGUGCUGCGGCGCUUCCCCUCCCUGGUGCAGCUGGGCACGGCCCCCCGAGUGCUGGACGUGGGGGCCAGCCGCAGCCUGGCCAUCUGCCUGCUGAGCGCGCUCAGGGCCAACGGGUCACGGGGAGUGUUUUGCCAGGUCAGUGCCGCUGACCGGCAGCAGCUGAGCUUCUACAGCAAGCUGGGCUUCGUCGCCCUGCCGGUGGCCUGGGGCAACUCCCCUGACGCUCGGCUCCUGGGACGUCUCCUCUGAGCGCACUGCGUCGGGUGCGGGCACGGGGAGGCAGCGCCACGGGACAGGCUGCCUCCCCAUCCCGCACAGCAUCGGCCUGAGGGAGCAGGAGCAGAGGGGCACCUUGAGCAGGGCAGAUACACGUGAUGGGGGACACGGCCUGUGUGGGGACACUGGGAUACGUGCAGGGCACGAGGCUGUGAGGGUCCUUGGGCGACAGAGAAGUAUUUCUGCCAUCUCAGGUGAUUUGGGCAUCAGGGCCUCUCCACUCCUUCCCCAACUGUUCCUGCGUGCUGAGCACCCUCCACGUUUGCUGGGGAGCCAGCAACACCCCCAGGCUGCCUGCAGACCCCCACGGGCAGUAUCUAGGGUAGUGGUCUCAGAGCGUGUUAGCGCUAAGGGAGCAUCCCUGCCCCACAGGCUGGGCUGUCCACCUCUCUCCAUCCUCUGUGUAGCCUUAGCCUGGGCAGCUGGUGCUGGGGCUGGCUCUUGGCACCCAGGACCUUCUUGUCUGUAUGGACCAAUCCGGUAUGGGACACGGUGAGGCAGCCACCAUCACUGCUGCCCAGGGGCUGAGGGAAGUGCUGUCCUUGGCAAUAAAGCAUUUGGUGGACUCUCA
Molecule: messenger RNA, 4886 nt
Organism: Chroicocephalus ridibundus (black-headed gull)
Lineage: Eukaryota; Metazoa; Chordata; Aves; Charadriiformes; Laridae
Product: protein O-GlcNAcase-like
Exons: 17
Coding region: 977-4288 (1103 amino acids)
Biological process (GO): glycoprotein metabolic process
Molecular function (GO): beta-N-acetylglucosaminidase activity
Source: RefSeq, a predicted model, not a curated record